AUGGAGAUUAGGCUUGUCGCCUGCGAGCGUAUGUCAGGGACACAACGCUCGAAAAAGACUCCAUUGAGUUUGUGCUUCGUGAAGCAGCCUGUCUGCAAUGGAGAUGAGGCUUGUCGCCUGCGAGCGCUUGUCGCCUGCGAGCGUAUGUCAGGGACAAAAUGCUCGAAAAAGACUCCAUUGAGUUUGUGCUUCGUGAAGCAGCUUGUCUGCAAUGGAGAUGAGGCUUGUCGCCUGCGAGCGCUUGUCGCCUGCGAGCGUAUGUCAGGGACACAAUGCUCGAAAAAGACUCCAUUGAGUUUGUGCUUCGUGAAGCAGCUUGUCUGCAAUGAAGAUGAGGCUUGUCGCCUGCGAGCGUAUGUCAGGGACACAAUGCUCGAAAAAGACUCCAUUGAGUUCGUGCUUCACGAAGCAGCUUGUCUGCAAUGGAGAUCAGGCUUGUCGCCUGCGAGCAUAUGUCAGGGACACAAUGCUCGAAAAAGACUCCAUUGA
Prunus armeniaca (apricot) is the source of this 489-nucleotide messenger RNA. Lineage: Eukaryota; Viridiplantae; Streptophyta; Magnoliopsida; Rosales; Rosaceae. The record is from the annotation of a GenBank genome assembly.